Molecule: messenger RNA, 939 nt
Organism: Ricinus communis (castor bean)
Lineage: Eukaryota; Viridiplantae; Streptophyta; Magnoliopsida; Malpighiales; Euphorbiaceae
Exons: 1
Coding region: 111-737 (208 amino acids)
Source: RefSeq, a predicted model, not a curated record
UGCUACAACGGGCAAAUUCCACCUCCUAUAAAAAUUCAAAUUCUAUUACUCUCUUCAAAACAAACAAAAAAAACUAACCUCUAGCUAGCAGUUGUAACAUCAACCCAAUAAUGUCUUCCUCUAAGCUAAGAAGCUCAUGCUCUUUCCCGUUACUUCUCCUUUCAUGCUUAAAUUUUACCCUUUUUAUCCUCUCCUCAGUUUCUAUUGCCCCCAUAAUUCUCCUAAAAGUGCCACCAACUUCACUGGGUUUUGCAUUCCUUGUGGUUUCUUGCAUCUCGCUUCUUUGCUCCUUUAUAGGCUUCUACUCUCAGUUUAAUCGCUUUUGUUUCGUAACCCAUAUCUCACUUCUCUUUGCAUCCUUGAUUGGACAAGUACUAAGUAUCUUAGCAUUAUUUACAAGAGAAAAAUCAAGUCUUUCAAUGCUCAAGUCACCAAUAGACCCAAAAGAGGCAAAGCUUUUAGUGAGACUGGAAUGUGGGAUUUUAAUGGCAAUGUUGAUUAUGCAAGUGGUGGUGUUAGCCUUAAGCUGCACUGUGCACAGCUGUUGGGUUAGAGAGUAUGAAGAGCUGGAAGCAGAGAGAGAAGCUACAGCUAAGAAAAGGAGUAGAAAGAUAGCAAGAGUACAAGAGGAAUCAAUGGCUAAUGCAGCUAAAAUUGCAGAGAUUAAAGCCAAUGAAUUUGAUGAUAAAAUGAAAAGCAAGUAUGGACAGUGGACCAAAACAGAUUUUGAAGGAUAAAAGGAUUCACUAAAUUCACUCCUCGUUUUGAGUUUUUAGAUUGUAAUAGCUAUUUUUCUGUGUUUUUUCUUUUUCUUUGGGGUCACUAUUGUGGUGGCCACUCUUACAUUGUAGCAUUACGUGUCAUAUUCUGGAUUUAUGUUGAGAUUUUUGCUAUUUAAAGUUUAGACAACCAAAGGUAACAAAAACAUAUUGGAUAGGA